Molecule: messenger RNA, 249 nt
Organism: Hyaena hyaena (striped hyena)
Lineage: Eukaryota; Metazoa; Chordata; Mammalia; Carnivora; Hyaenidae
Product: cytochrome c-like
Exons: 1
Coding region: 1-249 (82 amino acids)
Biological process (GO): mitochondrial electron transport, cytochrome c to oxygen; mitochondrial electron transport, ubiquinol to cytochrome c
Cellular component (GO): mitochondrial intermembrane space
Molecular function (GO): electron transfer activity; heme binding
Source: RefSeq, a predicted model, not a curated record
AUGGGUAAUGUUGAGAACAGCAAGAAGAUUUUUGUUCAGAAGUGUGCCCACUGCCAUACCAUGGAAAAGGGAGGCAAACACAAGACAAGCCAAGUGCCUGGAGUUUCUUACAUGGAUCCCAAUCAGAACAAAGGCACCCCCUGGGAAGAGGAGACACUGAUGGAGUAUUUGGAGAAGCCCAAGAAGUACAUCUCUGAAACAAAUAUGAUCAUUGCUGGCAUUAAGAAGGCAAGGGAAAGAGCAGACUAG